AAGACUGGGAAACCUCAUCCCACAGAUAGAGGGUGCUGCGAUGUUGCGAAUUAGAGCUCCCUUCCCCAGACCCCGCUUUGGGUGCAAUUGGAGGAGGGUGUGCACAGGAAGAAAAAGCGAAAGAUUAAAAAGAGAAGGGAAGAGAGAAGAAAACCAGACACGAACUAGAGAGAGAAGAUCAUAACUCCAAAGUCCAAUUCAUGAAAGUUUGCAGAAAGGAAGAACUGCUUUUUCCAGAUGUGGUACCUUAUCUUCUUCUGUCUCCCUGCCUGGGCUGAUGCGGCCUCCAUGUAUGGAGAGAUCUUGUCGCCCAAUUAUCCUCAGCUGUAUCCCAAUGACGUGAACAAAUCUUGGGAAAUCCAAGUCCCUUCGGGAUAUGGUAUUCACCUUUAUUUCACACACCUGGAUCUGGAACCAUCACAGAACUGCGAAUACGACUUUGUGAAGAUCCUGUCUGGUGACCAUGUUGAAGGCGUGCUUUGCGGGCAGAAGAAGCCUCGUGCCCCCGGCUCCUCCAUUGUGGAGGAAUUUCACGUCCCUUACAACACCCUCACUAUGAGCUUCCAAUCAGACUUUUCCAAUGAGGAGCGUUUCACUGGCUUUGCAGCCUACUAUGUUGCAGUAGACUUGGAUGAGUGCACAGAUUUUGUGGAGGAGCCUUGCAGUCAUUACUGUAAUAAUUACAUUGGAGGUUACUUCUGUACCUGUCCACCAGAUUAUUUCCUCUAUGAGGAUAACAGAACUUGUGGAGUAAACUGCAGUGGAAAUGUCUUCACUGAGCCCUCAGGGGAGAUUGCCAGCCCCAACUAUCCCAACCAGUACCCAGAGAAUUCACGGUGUGAGUACCGAGUGGCUCUGCGUCCGGGCUACUUUGUGGUGCUGACCAUACGCAGUGGAGACUUCGAUGUGGAACCAGCUGAUUCAAAUGGGACUUGCCUCGACAGCUUAACACUUGUCUCCGGAAAACAGCAUUUUGGUCCCUAUUGUGGCAGCAAAUUCCCAGGCCCUCCUGAAAUCAGAACUAGGAAUAACAUUCUUGACAUAAUCUUCCAGACAGACCAUGCUGUACAGCACAAAGGCUGGAAAAUACGCUACUAUGGGGAUCCUGUAACCUGUCCCCCAAGUGUAAUCCCCAACUCUGUUCUUGACCCAAAGAAGGACAAGUAUAUCUUAAAUGACAAUGUGAAGGUGACCUGUGUGGAAGGCUAUGAAAUUGUGAGGCAACGAGAUAGCAUCACGAGUUUUCACUCCAGCUGUCGGGACAAUGGUGAAUGGAGCAACUCCCACUUGAGCUGUGUUCCUGUGAACUGUGGUGAUCCCCCUCCUGUUGACAAUGCCCAAGCCUUGUAUGUCUCUGAACUCCAUGAGCCUCUCUACAAAGCUGCUGUCCGGUAUCAGUGUGAUGCACCUUACUAUACCCUAGAAAACAAAGGGCAUGUGGUGUAUCAGUGCUCAGCCAGUGGAGAAUGGGUCAAUGAAGAGAUGGGAACAAAGCUACCCAAAUGUGCCCCAGUCUGUGGGAUACCUAGUAAUCCCAUCCAAGACAAAGCAAGGAUUUUUGGAGGCACCCGUGCAGAAAAGGGCAACUUUCCCUGGCAGGUGUAUUUUGAUGACCCAAGAGCAAGCGGUGUACUCAUCUCUGACAGAUGGGUAAUGACGGCAGCUCAUGUGCUGGAGGGAUAUGAAAAUCCCACCAUGUAUGCUGGGGUAGUCGAUGUUAGUAAAGAAUCUCUGGACUAUGAUGCUGAACAUCUGAUCCCAGAAGCUUCAUUCAUCCAUCCUGAUUGGAAGGAGGAGCCUGUAGAAACCAGGAUCGAUUUUGAUAAUGAUAUUGCACUAGUGAAGCUGAGGGAUCCUGUGAAGAUGGGUCCAAACAUUUCACCCCUCUGUCUUCCUGGUAAAUCACCUGAAUAUGAGCUGCAAGAAGGGACUCUGGGCUACAUUGCUGGAUGGGGCCGGAGAGAGAGAGGAAAACUACCUAAGGAUCUUUGGAAGGCCCAGAUUCCCGUGGUGAACAUGGACAGCUGCCGAUCUGUGAAACCAGAGGGCUACGAUGAUUCUGUUGUUUACCUGUUCACUGACAAUAUGAUCUGUGCUGGUGGGGGCAAGGACAGCUGUCAAGGGGACAGUGGUGGAGCCUUUGCUAUCCAAGAUCCUCUUAAUGACACACGGUACUACGUCGCGGGGCUGAUCUCCUGGGGACCGAAAUGCGGUACCUUUGGUCUUUACACCAAGGUAGUGCGUUACCUGGACUGGAUUAGAGAGACCAUGAGCAAGCACGAGGAUGAAGAAGCUUGGCAGAAAUAGCUCUUUUUCAGCACAGUCACCCUUUUUAAGUAUGAUGGCUAUAUGUUUGGGCUGGCUGUGAUCCUGUUCACUCUGCAUAUAUGAUGGGAAUAGAUAACACAAUGUAACUCAUUGUGUCCAUGCUGAGUGGAGAGUCACAAAUACAUAUCUGUUUCUCCCACUGUCAUCAUGUCUGGGAAGGCAAACUCUCUUUCUACUCAUAAUAGUUUAAGAGCAAGAUGUUGUUCUCAAUGAAGAGCUUUCUUUCAUUUUAUUCUGUCCUAUUUUUUCCCACUUGGAGAAGACCUGGCCAUGGCUCACCUAACAGGGAGAUUUCAGUGAAGACAAGAAAGAAUAAUUGUUGGUUCCCAAGAUACAUUCAGAGCUUGGUUUCUGAUUUAUGUAUUCUCUGUACUGUUCAGAAUAUCUAACAGCAUUAAACAAUGUCCAAACUGCCUUUUGUGCAA
Messenger RNA from Empidonax traillii (willow flycatcher), 2753 nucleotides. It is a transcript of the gene C1S, whose product is annotated as complement C1s. The coding region runs from base 238 to 2307 and encodes 689 amino acids. Gene Ontology annotation, biological process: proteolysis; complement activation. Gene Ontology annotation, molecular function: serine-type endopeptidase activity; calcium ion binding. The record is from RefSeq and is a predicted model, not a curated record. Gene Ontology annotation, cellular component: extracellular region. The transcript has 12 exons. Lineage: Eukaryota; Metazoa; Chordata; Aves; Passeriformes; Tyrannidae.